Benincasa hispida (wax gourd) is the source of this 597-nucleotide messenger RNA. The record is from RefSeq and is a predicted model, not a curated record. Lineage: Eukaryota; Viridiplantae; Streptophyta; Magnoliopsida; Cucurbitales; Cucurbitaceae.
AUGGAUGACUUCUCUGUGUAUGGGCAAACAUACGAAGUCUAUCUUAACAAAUUGGAGAAGAUACUGAAAAGAUGCGAGGAGACGAUUCUCGUGCUUAAUUUGGAGAAAUGCUAUUUCAUAGUGAAGAAAGGCAUUGUGCUUGGGCACAAGGUCUCCAGGGACGGGUUGGAGCUGGACAAGGCAAAACUUGAAGCGAUUGAAAAGCUCCCACCUCCAACGAAUGUAAAGGCUAUCAGGAGCUUCUUGGGACAUGCUGGAUUUUAUAGACGUUUUUUCAAAGACUUUUCAAAGAUUGCACAACCACUGAGGGCGUUAAUUGAGGCAGAUAGAAAGUUUGACUUCGAUGACCAAUGCCUCAACACAUUCAUGAUUUUGAAGAAUGCAUUAACGACAGAACCUGUGUUGAUUGCACCAGACAGAACACUGCCCAUUGAAUUAAUGUGUGAUGCAAGUGGUUAUGCGAUGGGAGCAAUGCUGGCGCAGAAGAGAAAAAUAAAGCUAUUUCAGAUUGAAGAAUUGCCAUGGCACACAGACGUGGUAAAUUAUCUAGUUUGUGAGCAAUUUCUCGAAGAUUAUACCGACCACCAAAAGAGGUAG